This is a messenger RNA of Elgaria multicarinata webbii, 2591 nucleotides long. It is a transcript of the gene SHTN1, whose product is annotated as shootin 1. The transcript has 17 exons. The coding region runs from base 92 to 1954 and encodes 620 amino acids. The record is from RefSeq and is a predicted model, not a curated record. Lineage: Eukaryota; Metazoa; Chordata; Lepidosauria; Squamata; Anguidae. Gene Ontology annotation, biological process: neuron projection morphogenesis; positive regulation of neuron migration. Gene Ontology annotation, cellular component: cytoplasm; cell leading edge; axonal growth cone.
CUGGCGCCUGUUUGACGCGAUCGGGCCGAGGACAAGUGUGGCGUUUCCGGGUGGCGGUCCUCCAGGCGGCUCCUGGGCGAAAAAAGGCAACAUGAGCAGCUCCGAGGAGGAGAAGCAGUUGGAGCUGAUCAGCAGCCUGAAAGACCAAGCUAUUGGUGAAUAUGAAGAUCUAAGGGAAGAAAAUAAGAAAACAAAAAAAGAGUGUGACAAAAUCAAACAGGAGAGAGAUGAAGCAGUCAAACAGCUGGAAGAGUUGCAAAAGGUUUCUCACAUGGUCAUUGAGGAAGUCAGCUGUAUGCAGAACCACCUUGAAAUUGAAAAGACAUGUCGUGAAAGUGCAGAGGCUCUGGCUACUAAGCUAAACAAAGAAAAUAAGACCCUGAAAAGAAUCAGCAUGUUGUAUAUGGCAAAACUGGGGCCAGAUAUCAUUACAGAAGAAAUUAACAUUGACGAUGAAGAUCCAUCCACAGAUAUGGAAGGUAGCCCUGGUGCUUGUGACUCAGUGCAAUGCCAGCAGGUGAUCAAAGAUCUACGAGAUCAAAUUAUAUCUCUUCAGGAAGAAAAGAAGACCAUAGCCAUUGAGCUGGAAAAUCUGAAGAGCACAUUUGUAGAAGAAAUUGUUGAAGUAAACAAAGUCAAGGGAGAAAAUGCAGCUCUGACAGCAGAAGUUCAAAAACAACAGGAAGUGUUGGAAAAAUGUAAUCGAAUGUCUGUACUGGCAGUAGAAGAAUAUGAAGAACUACAUGUAAACUUUGAACUGGAGAAAAACUUGCGGAAGACAGCAGAAUCCUUUGCCCAAGAGAUGUUUAUUGAACAAAAUAAACUGAAACGGCAAAGUCAGCUUCUGCUGCAAAACUCAGCCCCGGAUGAACAACUUUUGAAAGCUCUGGAUGAAAAUGCCAAGCUGAACCAAAUGCUAGAAGAAGAAAGGUUGAAACACCAGCAAAAGGUUGAAGAGUUGGAGGAGCAAUUAGCUAAUGAAGUCUUGCGGAAGGAAAUCAAAUCCCUUAAACAACAACUUGAACUUCUAGAAGAAGAUAAAAAAGAACUAGAAGAAAAGUAUCAGAGUGCUGAAGAAAAGGUUAAAAACUUAAAGCAUUCAGUUGAUGAACUCCAAAAAAGGAUACACCAGUCAGAAAACUCAAUUCCACCCCCACCUCCACCUCCACCACCUCCACUUCCUCCUCCUCCUCCAAAUCCAAUAAGGUCCCUUAUGUCAAUGAUUCGUAAGAAGUCUCAUCCAAACAGCAGUGUGACCAAGAAAGAAAAGGCGUCUCUGCAAGAUUCAGGAGAAGUAACAGAUCUGAAGAGACAAGCAGUGGAAGAAAUGAUGGAUAGAAUCAAAAAGGGAGUUCACCUUCGACCUGUUAAUCAGACCAGCCGUUCUAAGACAAAGCCAGAAGUGCCCAAGACGUCUGAGAGUGCAAUGAAAGAGCUAAAGGGAAUUCUGGAAACUUUGAAUACAUCUGCAAGUUCAAGAAGCCUAAAAUCCCUUGACACAUACAGUAAUGAAACAGAGUUAGAAAGAAUUUUGCGCCUCAGGAAGGUGACAACUGACCAGGAUAGUAGCAGUCCAACUGGAAUCUUGGCUACUUCUGAAUCCAAAUCCAUGCCGGUGUUGGGUUCCCUUGGAGCACAGGCUGAACUGAACGAGAAAACCCUAAUGGUGGAAUUCAGUCCCAACUCUUUGGGGUCAGAUGAACAGUGUCAUAAAAUGGUCAAAAGCACAAGUUCCAAGGUUGCCAUUCAGUCAUCAAGCAAUGUGGAACUUGAAAACAAGGUGGUUGGUACAGAAAAGCAAGCAGAAUCCACGGUCCUGUUGAAUCCUGAGAAAACCAAAGACCAAAUGCUUGAACGUGUGGAUCAAGGCAAGAUGAUUGAACAAAAAGGUCAACAGCUGCGUAAAGAUACAAGGGUUGAGAAAACAAAAGAGCGAGACAGCUCUCACUGCUAAUUGAUAUGCUAAAAGGCAUUGACUUCUGGAAGUUCUUUUCAGUGAUUGUUUGGCAGUUGUUUUAUUUAAGUUUACUGUGAAGGGCUAUAUUCGAUAUUCUCUAAUGUGUCUAUGAUUGUUUACUGAGAUAGCCUUAGUUACACACAAUCCAAAGUCUCACUUUGGGCCUCUCUUUCCUCAUAUAGCAGGUUAUUGUUGUUCUUGUUUUCUAAAUUAUUGUUUAUUUCUUAAAUUAUGCAAAAUAUCAAGAUUUAUUUCGAUGAACUUGUUUUACAUUAAUGCCUUGUUUAGGGCUUUGACUCAAAGCCCGCUUAAGAUGAUUUGAAAUAGAUCAAGCCUUAAUUAGGUAAUCACACAUAUGCACUUGCACUACUGUUAGGAGCAAGCACAAAUCAGUUUUAUUAAACACAACACACAAUCUGUCGGGGACUUCCCUGCAAGGCUCUUGAGAAUGUGGGCAGCCAGCUGGUUAAAGUUCCAUUAACUUCGGUAGAAUUUAUUUAAAAUUGAACAAUUAGUCAAUUUAAUUGUAUGCAUUCUAAUUUAUCAAUUUAAAUUGACAAACAUUUGGAUGUGAGGAAGAGCAAUAGUUUUGAAGAAAAGAGUUUAUUUCCUUGCUUUUUAGAUGAUAUAUGAG